Messenger RNA from Sander lucioperca (pikeperch), 1483 nucleotides. RefSeq names its product probable G-protein coupled receptor 82. The record is from RefSeq and is a predicted model, not a curated record. Bases 109 to 1314 code for a protein of 401 amino acids. Gene Ontology annotation, molecular function: G protein-coupled receptor activity. Gene Ontology annotation, cellular component: membrane. Gene Ontology annotation, biological process: G protein-coupled receptor signaling pathway. The transcript has 3 exons. Lineage: Eukaryota; Metazoa; Chordata; Actinopteri; Perciformes; Percidae.
AGCAGAAGAUGUUCCUUUUUAAACCAAAACACAGCAAUGUUAAUGUAGCCUUAGCAGAUUUGUUUCUUUCUCUCUCUCUUAUCUAUCACCUUUGUGUUGCCAGAUCAAAUGGAGUAUACAACGUACACCUCUCCACUGGAUAACGCGUCCCACUCCUCCUCUGUUCCUCCACUCUGCCCCACCGCCGCCACGCUCUUCUUCCUCCCAUCCGUCUACACCCUCCUCUUCCUCACUGCUCUCCCGGGCAACGCGCUGUCUUUGUGGGUGUUCCUGCGGUGCAUCUCCGCAGCCUCCCCCAUCCACGUCUACCUGUCCCACCUGAGCAUCUCCAACGUGAUGCUGUCCCUCACCGCGCCCUUCCUCGCAGCCUACUACGCCCGUGGCUCUGUCUGGACGCAGAGCAGCGUCCCGUGUCAGCUGGUGCUGCACGGCGUCACCCCGGUGCUCCACAUCAACAUCUACAUCAGCAUCAUGAUCCUCACGUGGUUGGCCCUUAGCCGCUUCGCGGCGCUCAUCCAGCACACGCACGCGUCGCGGCCGAGCAGCUGUGCCACGCUGCUGCCCCACAGCUUCUUCGCCUGUCUCAAGCGGACUUCCUUCGCCAGCAGGGUUUGUACCGCGGUGUGGGUGGUGGCGGUCGGCGGCAUCGUGCCUGUGACAGUUUACUACUCGGUGAACGAAGCCAUGAGCGGCGACGCUGCUGCAAAGGGCGGAUGUGGCGAGGUGUGCUACAACCCUGCGGUGGAGAUAGGGGGCGUACGCUCCGCGACUGUCGCCGUGCCCGUCAUAACCCUGUUCUUCGUGUUUUACCUGCUGGUACUGCUGUCCUACAUGACGGUGUUGAGGCAUAUCCGGCGCUCUCGUCGCAGCACAAGUGUCCCCACCUCCCAAUGCAUGCUGGGAAGGGUGUUCCGAAACAUCGCCGUCAUCCAGAUUGUUCUUUCAGUUUGUCUGCUGCCAUACCACAUCUUCAAACCCAUCUUCAUUUAUGUGGCUCAUUACCAACAUCAGCUGAAGUAUUCACCCGGCCCCAACACCUGCAACCACUGUCAUCCACUCUCCACCUUCGUCGAGCUGAAGAACUGCCUGCUGCUUCUGGCUGCACUGAGAGGUUCAACUGACCCUUUGAUGUACUUCCUGUUGGACAAGACCUUCCGCCAUCAAACCCUCAGACUUUUAAGGUGCAAAGAGAACAACCCUGAAAGCAGACAGAUGUGUUCGGUUACAGGAAGUGGCAAUCAGAAUGCUGCACAGUUGGUGGAUGGGAAUGCGGCCACCACUACGGCGGGUUUAAGCCAAGGAAGUGUUUUGUAACACGGCAAAUCUUUUUGAAAGAAACCUGACAAUGUGCUGCCGUUGCGGUGGCCUAGCUGUUGAUGAAUUCGAAAUAUUAGGGCCUGUCAAUCAUUUUUUAACCGCGAUUAAUCUCAUGAGUGUCCUAGUUAACUCGCGAUUAAUCGCAUAUUUUUUAAUCUGUUCUUAA